AACAAAAGCAUAGAAAUCCGCCCACUUGUCACUUGGGAAAACCCCUUUUGCUUACUUUCAAAUCGAGGCUCGAGAUGGGAAUUCCCGAGAUAAAACCACUCGCCGGCAACGAAGCUCUGAGAGUACCGUGCAUGCCAGGUCGAUUACGAGAAGCUCAGUGUCGGGGAAUAAGCGGGCAUGGCUUCCUCGGCGACUGCUCGUGCAAUUUUUGCCCCUUUUCGCUUGUUUUCCAGGCCCUUUAGGCACAUGGUUUCAAGUAUAUGUGUUCCUGGUAUGCCUGAUAAACAUGUUCAACUAAAGAUAUUGUGCCAGAGAUCAUUCUGCAACAUGCCUGAUGACAGCUCUGAUGAAUUUGAGUACACUUCCAACCCCAGUUUUACUCCAGAACAAAGCGACAAGAUCCUUGAAUGUUUCAACAUCUGGCCAGCUGACAGCUUGAGCAAUCUCAAAUAUUUCAGUCAACUCAAAGCCGACACUUUGGUUGAAUAUAGAGAACAAUUUGGUCUGUUUGAGAAGAUUUCUGAUGUACAGUCUGUCCCUGGAUUUGGUGUCCUUGGUUUGAAGAAGCUAUGCAAAGCUAUCCUUGCUAAUGAAAUGAAGGUGAAAAAAAUAACCAGAAAGUCGGGACCAAAGUCUACAGUUAACUCCAUUUGCCAUCCUAGAAUUCCUGCCAGUAAAUGUCUGGGCAUUUCUAAUGUGAUGGCGCUGGACCUCCAGCAAGACCAGAUAUCCUGGGUGCAUAUGGACAAGCACAUGUGUGUACUGGACUGGCAUCAGACGGUCAUAUUUGAUCAUCCCCCUACUCGGUAUGAUCAUGCUCUCUGGCAUCAAAAGAUCAGCAGUGCUGUGAGCAGGCUGCCUGAAGCUGAUAUCUACCUUUUGGAGAACAGAAUCUACAGAUAUCCAAGUUUACGUGUUGUCCCCUUCAUAACGGCAUUGAGGAUUAUCGAAUCUAUUGUCAUUACGUUAUUAAAUAAGGAUUACCAAGAGACUGAGAAUCACAACGUACACAUGAUGAAACCACAUUCAAUAGCAGGUCACUUCAACUUGAACAUUGGCGGUGAAAGAGUCAGUGGCCAGCAUAUUGUCAGAGACAUUAUCAAUAGAUCAUCUACUUUAGCUGGUCAAGUGACCGUCAAUAAUGAACAUGCGGAUUAUUUUCUUGGACUCGAACAUCAAAAUCAGGAAAGUUUAUCCCGUGCUUUGCUGCUUAGUAUUUUGUUCUAUCAAAAAGUUGUUGCUUCCACGAAGGCUGAACAAUUAGCUGAAGACAGUAUGCAAGAUAAAGAUGAGACCACAGUGUCAUGAUAACUAAAAUGUACAGGUUGUGCUUUUGGUUGUUCCAUCCUAAAUUCCUCUGACUCUGCAGAGGAUAAUCUGAACUUUCCUGUUUUGCAACGCUGAAGAAAUUCAAUCUACCAGUGGUUUCACGGAGGUAAAUAAAUGAUCUAAUGAUAAUGAUACAAUGACUUUCCUUCUUGGUGUUCUGAUCGUCUCCGAGAUUGUGGCGAUGAAAAAAACAUGACAAUUGUUUGGCGAAUCCCAGCAUUCAGGUUGUGACUUUGUCUUCAAAAGACCAAUUUGGGAUGAAUAGUGAUUAUGACUACGCAGCACAAGGCCUGUGGAUCAAGAUGAUUUCUCAUAACUUUCCA
Lineus longissimus is the source of this 1652-nucleotide messenger RNA. RefSeq names its product transcription elongation factor, mitochondrial-like. Gene Ontology annotation, cellular component: mitochondrial nucleoid. Lineage: Eukaryota; Metazoa; Nemertea; Pilidiophora; Heteronemertea; Lineidae. The record is from RefSeq and is a predicted model, not a curated record. Gene Ontology annotation, biological process: mitochondrial transcription; transcription elongation by mitochondrial RNA polymerase. Gene Ontology annotation, molecular function: DNA polymerase processivity factor activity. The transcript has 5 exons. The coding region runs from base 178 to 1308 and encodes 376 amino acids.